AUGUAUGCAUUUUUAGAAUCAGCCACAUUCAAUCCGGGUGAAUUGGCUGAAUUGACGCGACUCACGCGAGAAGAGCAAAUGUAUCGGCAAAAAGCCGAACGCUUGACCGAGGAGUUGGAGGCGCAACGAUCGAGACGGCAUGGAUAUAUUCCCUCCGCCGCGCCAGCUUUGCAGAAAAACGUGGAGCGAUUCACGGGGUUGUUGAACGAAUAUGGAAGAGAUUCGCCGUCAAAUGGACUACAGUCAGCUUCUCCAAUGCCGGCUGGACGCCGGAGUACAGUCGGCUCGUCGGCUCCGACAAACGUACUCACUUGUACUUGCAUCUACAAAUUCACCGCGCAUAAUGAAAGUACCCCAGAAGAGCCGACCCUGUGCUUGCCACAUCCAGUUGCCGAGAACACACAACAAACUAAUGGAAUUACACCCAAUCACCCAAAUCCGCAAACAUAUCAAAUGAGCAGACAAAACAAUCCAAACUCUUCUUAUUCCACUUCAUCUUUCCCCGGUAUCGACAAAACGAGAAGAUUCAAUGACUAUGAAGAGGAAACCGACAAAUUGACCGAAUGGAGUAACCGAAGGAAAGCCCCGAAUCUUUCCUCUUCAACUACAAGAGGAGAUCCUCCAAUUUCUUCAGCACAACAACAUUCAUCACACAUUGUACCACAAAACUCUGAGACAUAUCGAGCUCUUUAUCCAUAUGUACCGAUGAAUGAAGAUGAAUUGGAGUUGCAGGUGAACGAUAUCGUGUUUGUCGUCGAGAAAUGUGAUGAUGGAUGGUUUAUUGGUACUCUUCUCCGAAACGGACAAUUUGGGACUUUCCCUGGGAAUUACGUUGUCCGGCAU
Molecule: messenger RNA, 843 nt
Organism: Mesorhabditis belari
Lineage: Eukaryota; Metazoa; Nematoda; Chromadorea; Rhabditida; Rhabditidae
Source: the annotation of a GenBank genome assembly